UAAACAAAUCAAAUUCAAGGUUGAAAGCAGAGCGGCGUUCUAGCAACACUAUCAGUAAUAAGAGGGAGCGACGAUGGCGACUCUCGUGUCUCUCCAUCUCCGGCCAGUUCUCAGCCGUGCGGGAACAGCGACUCUCUCUCAGCUCCACAAAACUAUUGUCAGAGCAAUGUCCAUUAAGGUUGGAGAUGAGAUUCCCAGUGUGGAUCUCUUUGAAGAGACCCCAGCAAAUAGUGUCAAUUCCCGGGACCUGUGUGCUGGCAAGAAGGUUCUGAUCUUUGCUGUGCCAGGUGCCUUCACGCCAGGAUGCUCAAAGACUCAUCUACCAGGAUAUGUCAACAAUGCUGAUGCCAUCAAAGCCAAGGGUAUCGGUGAAAUUGUGUGUGUGGCCGUCAAUGACCCCUUUGUGAUGAGUGCCUGGGGUCAGAACCAGGGAACAGGAGAGAAGGUUCGAAUGCUGGCUGACACAAAUGGGGAUUUCACGAAAGCCCUUGGCCUGGAGCAAGAUCUGGCUGUGUUAGGAGGCCUUCGAUCAAAACGCUACUCCAUGGUUGUGGAGGACGGCAAGAUCACGCAGCUGAAUGUGGAACCUGACGGGAAGGGCCUCUCUUGCUCUUUGGCUGAUAACACCAUGGCUAAGUUGUAGAUUGAUGGAGGGGAGUACUUUGAUGCUGUUUACGUUGUAAUGAAAAAUUAUGAUUGAUUUUCCCAGAAUGGAAGCAUUGUUAGCAACAAAUGACACUGUAAUAGCUUUAAUGUAUGAUUUCUUUGUUGGAGGUGUUCCAGACGAACAGGAGAGCUGUUACAUUAUGAGAUCACUCUUGCUUUAGGUUGUUUUCUGAAUCUCGGCUCUAUAAUCCUAUGUUUGUUAAUUUUUGGACACUAAGUUGGUGCUUGAAUGUACGGAACUUAAAAUGAAGUAUACUAAAUCUUAUGACAAGACAUAUCAUAGUUAGUAAAUCACUAAGCAUGACAUAAAAGAAAGUACUUAAUAAAUUUGACAAAUUGGUAUUACUUUCCUUCCGAAGAACUGAUGUCAGUUGGUAGAUAUGGGAUUCAAUGGCAGUUCGCAUUUCAACAAGGCAGUUCAUAAUGGUCACCAUAUGACUCCAGUCAUGUAAAGACAAAUGUUAUCCAUAAUAAUGAUUAUAAAAGUAGCAAUAGUAAGUUCCUGUAAAUACCUAAGAGUUUUAUGGCUUAAACUGCAAAUUGCAUAAUACAAUGGUAAUACAAGAAGUAAGAUAAAUUGAAGCUUAAGAUACAACAAUCUUCAUCUACACUGGCCGUACAUUUAUAGACAUUACUGUGAUGGCAAAAGUGGCUGUGAGUUUAUCAAGAAACUCGGUAGCUCUUUCUUUUUUGCAGUGUCUCAGGAAUGUUAAUUGGCUAGUUCUGAUAAGAGCUGUCCUGAAUGAGUUACUCAUUUAACAUGAUUAUAAGACAUUGCAUGUACAGUUAUGCUGAAUAUUAAUAUUUUUGAUUUCUUGGUGCAAAUUUGUGACUUAAAAAAAUAAACAGUUAAUGAUCUAUAUAUUCAUGAAAAUUAGCAGAUGAAUCAUUGAAGAGGUUUCAGGAAAAAAGCAUUUCUUAAUUGUACCAGUUUUGUAAAUGUGAUGCAUUUAAGCAAAUAAAAUCAGAUUACUUGAA
Molecule: messenger RNA, 1644 nt
Organism: Penaeus vannamei (Pacific white shrimp)
Lineage: Eukaryota; Metazoa; Arthropoda; Malacostraca; Decapoda; Penaeidae
Source: RefSeq, a predicted model, not a curated record